Molecule: messenger RNA, 828 nt
Organism: Nicotiana tabacum (common tobacco)
Lineage: Eukaryota; Viridiplantae; Streptophyta; Magnoliopsida; Solanales; Solanaceae
Source: RefSeq, a predicted model, not a curated record
AUGAUCGAGCUUGUUGGUUCUCAUACCGCAUCCAUUCAAAAAUUGGAGAUGCAAAUGAGAGACCUCUCUAGGGAACAAAAUCCUAAGCAAAAAGGGACACUUCGAAGUGACACAAUUGCGAACCCCAAGGGUAGUGGAAGUGGUCCACCUUCUCAUGUCAUGGCAAUUAAUACUCGGAGUGGAAAGGUACUACAAGGAGGGAGUGAACAAGUGGUUGAAGUUGAAGAGUCCGAACAUGAAGUUGAGGUUGAAGAGCCAAGGGUUGUUAAAGUUGAAAAGGUUUCGGAAGAGUGGAAACUGCAACAAGAAAACCGGGAUGAGGUAAAGGAAAAGAAAUUAUCGGUGAAUAUUCCAUUUGUUGAAGCAUUUCAAGAGAUGCCGGAUUUUGCUAAAUAUUUAAAAGAUUUGAUCACAAAGAAGAGAACCACCAAAAAUGAACUGGUGAAUGUGACUCACCGGGUUAGUUCUAUCAUUGCAACAUCUACCGUUCAAAAGAAAGAAGACUCAGGAGCUUUCACCAUUCCUUGUACUAUUGGGGCACAUGAUUUUGCAAGUGCCCUUUGUGAUAAUGGGUCUAGCAUCAACUUGAUGCCUCUUGCCAUUUACAAGCAAGCAGGGUUAGGUACGCCAAGGACUAAAAGUAUGAGAUUGCAAAUGUCCAAUCAUUCCAUAAAGAGACCGGUGGGAAUUGUUGAUGAUGUACUUGUUAAAGUGGGAAAGUUUCAUUUACCCGCCGAUUUCGUAAUUCUUGAUUGUGCGGUUGACAAAGAGAUCCCUAUCAUUUUGGGGAGACCAUUCCUAGACACAGGAAGAGCACUAAUGGAUUAG